GUCAGUUAGCGUUAUUUUGGAGAGAGUUUUAAAUAUUCUUUCUAGAAACAGAGUAACGCUGUGAAUUUUUUAAAAUUUUAUUUAAAUUUUUAAAUUCACCCAUCCUUGGACCCUUGAGCCACUCGAGGAAGUCAUGAGAGAGUUUAGCGUCUUCUCCAUCUGGGUGUCUCUCAACCUGCUGCUGCUGGAGAGCUCAUCAUGUGCUGGUGACUCAGGUGUUGUGAAUCCCUGUUGCUACUACCCUUGUCAGAACUCAGGAGUGUGUGUGAGAUUUGGUACAGACGGCUACAAAUGUGACUGCACUCGAACUGGCUUCUAUGGAAAAAACUGCACUGUUCCGGAGUUCUGGACCAGAAUUCGUCUCAUGCUGAAGCCCAGCCCUACAGCGGUUCACUACAUCCUCACCCACUUUCAGUGGUUCUGGUACCUGGUCAACAACUCUUUCCUGCAAGAUACCUUCAUGAGAUUAGUGCUGACAGUCAGAAGUGACCUUAUUCCAAGCCCUCCGACAUACAAUACCAAAUACGGAUACCUCAACUGGGAGUCCUACUACAACAUCUCCUACUACACCCGCCUCCUCCCUGCUGUGCCUAAAGACUGCCCUUUGCCAAUGGGAGCUAAAGGUAAACCUGUUCUUCCUGAUCCCAAAGAGUUGGCAGAGCGAUUCUUUAGAAGAACCAAAUUUAAGCCAGACCCCCAGGGAACCAAUCUGAUGUUUGCCUUCAUGGCACAGCACUUCACCCACCAGUUCUUCAAAACAAACCAUGAUGUUCAUGGUGGCUUCACCAAGGCUUUAGGACAUGGGGUAGAUGCAAGUAAUAUUUAUGGAGAUAGCCUCAUGCGGCAGCUUCAACUCCGGCUUCAUAAAGAUGGAAAGCUGAAAUAUCAGUUAGUAAAUGGUGAGAUGUACCCCCCUACAGUAUCUGAGGCCCCUGUGCACAUGGUGUACCCUGAAGGUUUCCCUCCACAGCAUCGUCUGGUCACUGGUCAGGAGUUAUUUGGCAUCCUGCCGGGUCUCACCAUGUACGCCACCAUAUGGCUGAGGGAGCACAACAGAGUCUGCGAUGUCCUUAAGGCUGAACAUCCCACCUGGGACGAUGAGCAGCUUUUCCAGACCACCAGACUCAUCAUAAUUGGGGAAAUCAUCAACAUUAUAAUAGAGGAGUAUGUGCAGCAGCUGAGUGGUUACCAGCUGAAGCUGAAGUUUGACCCCUCCCUGCUCUUCAAUGUGCGUUUCCAGUACAGCAAUCGCAUCGCCCUGGAGUUCUGCCAGCUCUACCACUGGCACCCUCUGAUGCCUGACAGCUUCCUCAUCGACGGAGAUGAAAUCACAUACUCCCAGUUUUUGUACAACACCUCACUCCUCACGCAUUACGGGGUGGAGAAACUGGUGGAUGCUUUCUCUCGACAGCCUGCAGGACAGAUUGGUGGAGGUCACAACUCUCAUGAAGCUGUUCUCAAAGUGGCAGAAAUGGUCAUCAAAGAGUCCAGAACAGCACGUGUGCAGCCCUUCAAUCAGUACAGGAAGAAGUUUAAUCUGAGGCCAUACACCUCUUUUUCUGAGUUUACUGAUGACAAAGAAAUGGCAAGAGGUUUAGAGGAACUCUACGGGGACAUUGAUGCUUUGGAGUUUUACCCUGGAGUCAUGCUGGAGAAAGCACGUCCGAAUGGUAUAUUUGGUGAGAGUAUGGUUGAGAUGGGUGCUCCCUUCUCCCUGAAAGGCCUGCUGGGAAACCCCAUCUGCUCCCCUGAGUAUUGGAAGCCCAGCACCUUCGGGGGAGAGACAGGCUUCAAUAUCGUCAAAACUUCCACUUUGAAGAAACUGGUGUGUCUCAACACCAAGUGGUGUCCGUACGUGGACUUUCAUGUUCCACGCAAUGAGGAGGAGGCAAAACCGAGGAAACCAUCUACUGAACUUUAAUGAAUAUUCACCUGGUGACUGCAUUAAUCACAGUCAUUUUUAUUAUAUGUGUGUUGUAAAUUCUGUCAUAAUCCCACUCAGACUGGAGGAGAGAAAGGGUGAUUUCACUUGUGCACUUGCCUGUAGUGAAUAGUACAGUGUAUAUAUACCUCCUGAAAAUACAGCUGACAAAUUGUACACACUCUUUUCUGUUGAUAUCAAUGUAUACAUUACCAUUUAGCAAAAUCUCUGGACCAAUGAAAUGAAUUUGAAUUUGAUUAUGGUAUACCUGAGUGAUUGAUUUGUUCUUUAUCUUACUUUUCCUUUGUCUUAUUUCAUUUUCAAAAUAAA
Seriola dumerili (greater amberjack) is the source of this 2251-nucleotide messenger RNA. RefSeq names its product prostaglandin G/H synthase 1-like (gene ptgs1). The transcript has 11 exons. Lineage: Eukaryota; Metazoa; Chordata; Actinopteri; Carangiformes; Carangidae. Gene Ontology annotation, cellular component: neuron projection; cytoplasm. The coding region runs from base 134 to 1921 and encodes 595 amino acids. Gene Ontology annotation, biological process: cyclooxygenase pathway; response to oxidative stress. Gene Ontology annotation, molecular function: heme binding; oxidoreductase activity, acting on single donors with incorporation of molecular oxygen, incorporation of two atoms of oxygen; peroxidase activity. The record is from RefSeq and is a predicted model, not a curated record.